Molecule: messenger RNA, 4176 nt
Organism: Anthostomella pinea
Lineage: Eukaryota; Fungi; Ascomycota; Sordariomycetes; Xylariales; Xylariaceae
Source: the annotation of a GenBank genome assembly
AUGCCAUCUGCCGAAGUAGCAAACACGGGCAGCACUCCCGAGACGGUACACGCCACGGGAGCCGAUAUCCCCAAGACGAAUGGCCUCAAGAGGCCCAAUGCCAGUGCUACAUGGCCCGUCAAUUCCGUCAACGGGCGAGGCCGCGCGUCAAGCGGGAGCUCUUCAAAUGCAUCAGUCGGCAGUUUCGACCGCAGUCCGUUCCUGGCACCCGAGAGCUUGAGGAACGGUCUCCAUAUACAAGACAAUCUUCAUUCAGAACCUCCACUUGGAACCCACGAGAACGAGCCGCCUGGUCCGCGAUCACGUGCUUACGCGCACAUACGGUCAUGGGCCGAUGAUCCCAAGACGGCUACCUAUCCCCGCAUAUCGAAGCCGGUAGAGCUCAUGCGCCACUCUUACGACUGUGUGGUCAUCGGAUCCGGCUAUGGCGGCGGUGUCGCCGCGUCCCGGAUGGCUCGUGCCGGCGAAUCAGUCUGCCUGCUUGAGCGCGGCAAAGAGCGCUGGCCUGGCGAGUACCCCAACAGUACGGGCGACGCUGUCAACCAGGUUCACUAUUCCGGUGAAUUUGCCCCUGGCUGGUUGCCCAAGAAAGUCGUCCAAGGCGGAGAUCCGACUGCCAUGUUCCAUCUGGUCUUCGGCAACGGCCAGAACGCCGUUGUGGGUAACGGCCUUGGUGGGACGAGCUUGAUGAAUGCCAAUGUUUUCUUGGAGGCAGAUGACGAAGCAUUGCAACAAGAACAGUGGCCGAAGGAGAUAAGGACGGACCCCGGUUGCUUGAGACCUUACUACAAGAAAGCCGAGGACGUCCUAGAACCAGCAGAGUACCCAGAGGAUUGGCCGACUCUGCCAAAGCUGGAGCUUCUCAAGAGACAAGCAGACUAUCUGAACAUGACCGAGAACUUCAGGAGAGUGAAGCAGACGACACGGUUCCGCAAUGGACCGAACAGCUGCGGCGUUGAGAUGUCGGCCUCUGCCUCUACGGGCCAAGAUGGGACUGGGUUGAACGAUGGGUCCAAGACAACUACGCUUGUCACUUAUCUGGCCGACGCCUGGAACUGGGGCGCCGAGAUGUUCUGCCAGGCAGAGGUCCGAUACAUUACCAAGGCCAAGGGCCGCGAUGGGUACAUUAUCUACUUCGCCUGGCAUGGGCGAAACCGCGGCCACUUCAAAGCUAACCUGCAUGGCGACCUUAUGUGGGUUCAUGCAAGAAAGGCCGUCUUCCUCGGCGCUGGUGCCAUUGGCACUACAGAGAUUCUUCUCAGAAGCAGGGAGAUGGGUCUCCACAUGAGUUCCAAAGUUGGCCAGAACAUGAGCGGCAACGGCGAUAUACUUGCUUUUGGCUACAACACAGAUUACGAGGUGAACGCAGUGGGAAGCUCGUUCCCCUCCCCUUAUCACCCUGUCGGCCCUUGUAUUACCGGCAUCAUUGACAACAGAAAAGGCCAUGACAACCCCUUGGACGGCUUCGUGAUCGAGGAGGGUAGUAUUCCUUCAGCCCUUGCACCUUUCAUGCACGCUUUGCUUGAGUUUCUACCAGGCAGCGUUGAGCCACAGGGCGAGUCUCUUUUCGGACGGUUCAAGGCGAAGCUCGCCAGUGCCGGAAGCUUUUUCCUUGGCCCUUAUUUCCGGAAAGGCGCCAUCGAGAAGACACAGGUAUACCUGAUCAUGUCUCAUGACAGCAACCAAGCCUUCUUGACUUUGAAAGAUGACAAGCCAGUACUCGAGUUUGUCGGCGUCGGUCGUAGCGACCACGUCAAGCGUCUGAACAGUGUACUAGAAAGAGCUACAAAGGCCGUUGGAGGCACUUAUGUGCAGAACCCUUUCUACGCCCUUCUAAACCAGGGGCAGGUCACAGUUCAUCCUAUCGGUGGUGCUUGCAUGGCCGACGAUGGCUCAAAGGGUGUCACAAACCAUGCUGGCGAAGUCUUCACCGGCGAGGGAACAGAUAUCCACAAGGGGCUCAUCGUCACAGACGGUGCCGUCAUUCCGGCCGCCCUUGGUGCGAACCCAUUCGCAACCAUUACCGCUCUGGCGGAACGUUCUCUGGACCUAUAUACAACUCGCGAGGGGCUCAAAAUCAACCUCGAGAAAAACUCCGUCCUCGAUCUCUUUGGCGCUCCUCAGCACCCGCAUGCCCGCAGGAAGUGCAAAUGGGCCGAGCACAUGGAAGAAAAGGUGGAGAACACCAGGAUAUCCAAAGCACACAGUUCAAUGGCAGCCGCCGUCAAAAUGAAGGACGGAGGGUUCGGCUUUACCGAGGUCAUGUCUGGAUACGUCCACCGCGAUCACGGCUUCAAGCGAGACAACCCAGACGCUUACAUAUUGUCGGCCAGAAUGGCCAAGUCCCUCUGCGAGACAGCACGAUUCUUCCUGAGCGUGCAGUCAUUCAACACGCGUUCUAUUGUGCACGACCCCAACCACAAGGCAAUGCUCACGGGCACCUUCGUCUGCCCGACUCUCGAGGGUUCCCCAUUCAUGGUUCAGCGGGGCGACUUCAACCUGUUCUUGGUGGACCACAAGGCCCCUGGGACUCGGAACCUCACUUAUGACUUUGACAUGCGUGGCAUCAACGGCGAACAGCUUCAUUUUCAUGGCUACAAAGUUGUGGAUUCGUCCGUGGCGCUCUCGCCGGUGCACUUCUGGAAGUCGACGAGCACUCUCUAUGUCACAAUCACCAAGCAUAUCCCCGAACAUGAGAGGAAUGCUGCAGACGCGGACGAGGACGGCCUGCUGGGUCCCAUUGUUGCCAGAGGAAUCAUGCGGAUCCAGCCUCAAGACUUCAUAUCCGAGAUCAUGACCCUUACCCCCACCGGCAGCGACAUCCUCAGGAAGGUCAUGAGCGCCGCCAACUUCAUGACCUUCUUUACGCGCAAGUCGAUCUCCCUCUUCCUGGCACCGUUCACGCCUCUGCAAUACCCAAGCCAAUCGUACGCCGGUUUCGUCAACGACACGCCUCCCACAAAGUCAUUCAAGGUCAAGGCCCGUGAUGGUGUCAUCACUGGCCUGCACAUGUGGGAGCCUACUUGCGUAACGGCUGAUGCUCCGGAAAAGAAUCUGUUCAUGAUACCAGGCGCCUCGGUAGACCACCAGAUCUAUGCGCUGCCAACGAUCCGCUACCACGCUGUCAACUACUUCCAGCGAGCCGGGUACCGAGUGUUCAUCACAGUGCACCGCAUCGGCGCGCUCAUGGUGGCGCAGAAUGACUGGACGACUUUCGACGCUCGCCUGGAUAUCAAAGCGUGUUAUGAGUUUAUCCGCAAGAACUAUCCCACUCACCCCACACUCGAUCCAAAGGAGCUCCAAGAGGAAGGAGGGAAAGAGAAAGCAGAGAAAGCGGCAGCAGAGAUGGAGCCCAUCUACACGAUCGCACAUUGUAUGGGCAGCGUGGCGCUCUCAUCGGGUAUGCUCGACGGCACCAUCCCCGGCAGCUGGAUCAAGGGCGUGACGUGCAGCCAGGUGUUCAUGAACCCGAUCUGGAACUCGGUGAACAUGGUCAAGAUCAUGGCGUCGCCGAUCCCGGCGGACAAGAUCUACAAGUUGCUCGCCGGCGACUGGUUCAGCUGCAGCACGAGCAAGAACGACAGCCUGCUGCAGAAGGGCCUGAACGAGCUGCUGCGGCUGUGGCCGGACGAGCGCAAGGAGAUCUGCAACAACGCGAGCUGCCACCGGAUCUCGCUCGUGUUCGCGCGGUGCUGGAACCACCGCAACCUGAACGAGGCGACGCACCGGCAGAUCGACCGCUUCUUCGGUGGCGUCAACAUGACGCUGCUGCACCUGCUGAUGAAGCAGGGGUUCGAGGGCCACGUCAUGUCCAACGGCCCGCUGUUCGAGCGCCUCGACACACCCGAGAACGUGCUGCGGCUGCGCGGGAUCCCGUUCCUGCUGUUUGUCGGGCGUGAUAAUGCUGUGCUCAGCCCCGAGAGCACCGAGCGCACGUACGAGGCCCUCACCGACGCUUUUGAUACACGCCUCGACGACGGCAUCCAGUACCGCCGCCGCGUCGUGCCCGACUACGGCCACCUCGACUGCUGGAUGGGCCGCAAUGCCUGGAAGGACGUCUACCCCUUUGUCAGGGAGGAGGUCGACCGCGUGGUGCGCGGGCCUGAGUACCGGUUUGUUGAGCCUAAUGACAAGUUUAAGGAGAUGGUUGACUCGGGCAAGCUGCUCGCCAGGUAG